AUGUACAACCAAAAAUUUGAGUUCACAAGAAAACAACUCCUUCUAUAUCUAACCUCAACUAUCAGAAGUUGUAGCAUAUAUUGA
Molecule: messenger RNA, 84 nt
Organism: Lathyrus sativus (Indian pea)
Lineage: Eukaryota; Viridiplantae; Streptophyta; Magnoliopsida; Fabales; Fabaceae
Source: the annotation of a GenBank genome assembly